AUGGUUUUCUACAUCAUUGGUUUAGGACUUGGGGAUCAUUUAGAUAUUACUGUCAAAGGACUUGAAGCUGUAAAAACCUGCAAGGAAAUUUAUUUAGAAAGCUAUACAUCUAUUCUUGGAAUUAAUAAAUUAAAACUUCAAGAGUUUUAUGGAAAAGAAGUCAUCGAAGCUGAUAGGGAAUGUUGUGAAACCGGAAUUGAUAGAAUACUUGAAAAUGUUUCUGCAGAUACUCAAAAUAACUAUGCAUUCUUAGUAGUUGGAGAUCCCUUUUGUGCAACUACACAUACAGAUCUCUUUUUAAGAGCAGUAAAAUUGGGAAUAAAAGUAGAAGUGAUUCACAAUGCUUCUAUUAUUAACGCUAUUGGUUGCACAGGUUUACAAGUCUAUAGGUUUGGGGAAACAGUAUCUGUGCCAUUCUUUACUGAAAAAUGGAAGCCUUAUAGUUUCUAUCCUAAAAUUAAGGCUAAUUUAGAUCAUAAUUUGCAUACUCUAGUUCUUUUAGAUAUAAAAGUUAAGGAAAUUUCUGAAGAAAAUUUAGCUAGAGGCAAAAAGAUUUAUGAGGCUCCUAGAUUUAUGAGUACUCAAGUAGCUGUUGAAUAAAUUAUAGAAUCUGACAAAUAAUUGGGCUUAAAUGCAAUAGAUGAAAAAACUAAAUGCUUUGGAGUGGCUAGAGUUGGAUUUGAGAGUUAAAAAAUUGUUUCUGGAUUUUUACAUGAGUUUUUAGAAAUAGAUAUGGGGCUGCCUUUGCAUUCAUUUGUAAUUUGUGCUAAAGAAUUACAUCCAAUAGAAGAGGAAAUGUUCUAGUUUUAUAGAAAUAAUUAGCAAAAAAUAGAUUGA
Molecule: messenger RNA, 837 nt
Organism: Paramecium tetraurelia
Lineage: Eukaryota; Ciliophora; Oligohymenophorea; Peniculida; Parameciidae
Exons: 3
Biological process (GO): protein histidyl modification to diphthamide
Molecular function (GO): diphthine synthase activity
Source: RefSeq, a predicted model, not a curated record